UUAUCUCCAUGAUUUUUGCACCAAAGACUCCUGCACCUUUAGCAGUACUAGCUCUUCUUCAUUACCUCACCGGAAAACACAAACAAAGAUUAAAAAAUGGUAGGAAUUCAAGCAACUCAAAGGCCGGAGAAGCCUCUCGGUCAAGCUGCCAUCCUUGCCCUCGCCACCGCCAAUCCAUCCAACGUGGUCGACCAAAGCACCUUCACUGACUACUACUUCCGCAUGACCAAAAAUGAAGAUGAUCUAGCUCUCAAAGAGAAGUUCAAACGUGUUUCGGCAAAAACAACAGUGAGGAAGAGGCAUGUCCAUCUAACUGAAGAAAUACUAAAAGAAAACCCAAACAUGUGUGAGUACAAGGCACCAUCAAUGGACGCACGGCAGGAGAUUAUAAUCUCCGCAGUGCCAAACCUCGCCAGAGAUGCUGCCGAGAAAGCACUAAGUGAAUGGGGUCAACCAAGAGAUGAAAUCACACACAUGAUCUUCUGUACUAUGUCCGGCUCCGACAUGCCCGGAGCUGACUACAGACUACUCAAGCUCCUCAAUCUCAAAACCAACAUAAAACGUCUCAUGUUCUACCACCUCGGCUGCUAUGCCGGCGGCACUGCUCUCCGUGUUGCCAAAGACAUCGCCGAGAACAACAAGAACGCCCGAGUUCUUGUUGUAUGUGCAGAGCUUAAUGUUGAUUUUUUCCGUGGUCCUGACGUGACCGACUUCUUCAACAGCUGCGCGCAAGCUAUUUUCGGUGAUGGUGCAGCCGCAUUGGUUAUCGGAGCUGAUCCGGUCAUCCCGGUAGAAAAGCCUUUGUAUGAAAUAGUAUCAGCGACGCAGGUUAUACUCCCCGACAGCGAACAUGCAGUCCAAGGACGUUUUAGAGAAGUUGGCUUGACAAUCCAUUCGACUGCACAAUUACCGGAUAUCAUAGCAAAGAACUUAGAACCAAGCUUGGUGGAAGCUUUUGAGCCUUUGGGGAUCUCUGACUGGAAUGAAUUGUUCUGGUUGGCUCAUCCAGGAGGGCCGGGAGUGCUGGAUAGAGUGGCGGAAGAGCUUAGGUUGGGGCCGAACAAGCUUGAUGAUUCCAGACAUGUGCUGAGAGAGUAUGGCAACAUGUCCAGUGCCACUGUUUUGUUUAUUUUGAAUGAGAUGAGACACCGGUCAGUGGCGGAGAAGAAGGGGACUACCGGAGAUGGGCUUGAGUUUGGAGUUCUUUAUGGGUUUGGUCCUGGACUCACAGUGGAGAUGGUGGUGCUCCGUAGUGUUCCUAUUUGAUUGAUUAGG
This is a messenger RNA of Dioscorea cayenensis subsp. rotundata (Guinea yam), 1275 nucleotides long. RefSeq names its product chalcone synthase J-like. The coding region runs from base 97 to 1266 and encodes 389 amino acids. The record is from RefSeq and is a predicted model, not a curated record. Lineage: Eukaryota; Viridiplantae; Streptophyta; Magnoliopsida; Dioscoreales; Dioscoreaceae. Gene Ontology annotation, molecular function: acyltransferase activity, transferring groups other than amino-acyl groups. The transcript is spliced from 2 exons. Gene Ontology annotation, biological process: polyketide biosynthetic process.